AUGGCAGCUAGUGCUGAAGAAGUUGCAAAAGUUUUUAAGUUCUCCGCCUUGUGUGAAAGUCUUGACCGUAUUCGCCACAUGCCAAGGGACGUAGGAAAGUCUAAGUUUUUUCGGCAGCGUGCGCUUCGGGAGGUGUUAGCCAGAUGGAAAUCAAUGUUUGGAGAAAAUUUGACUCCCAACUACUUUCCAUUAGUUAGAAUUCUCGCGAACCAUCAUGAUUCGAGAAAGUAUCGGAUGAAAGAGAAUGCUACGAAAGCUGUGGAAAAGUUAUCGACAGAAGUUGCAUCCCGUAACACUGCUGCGAAAACUGAACUUACAAUUUUUUCGCUGAAUGAAUCUCUGGAUAAAGUGACUCACGAUGAGUUGAGUGAGGAAGAACUUCGCGACUUAUUGAAAGGAUGUGCCUCCGAGCGUGAAUUGUUUUGGAUCUUCCAAAUUCUUUUACGGAAAGUUGAAAAUGUUCUUGGUAUAUCCUCCUCAACUAUCUUGAAUUGUAUUCACCCCAACGCAAGUCAGAUGCGACAGUCGGGGGCUUCUUUGAAAAAAAUAUGCGAACUUGCUGCAGAAAAUAAACUUUGGGAUGAAUCAAGUCUGCUGUUCAAAUCUUUUGAACCAAUGCUUCUAGCGAGAGUAAAAGGUGGUCUAAGUACUGGAAUAAAUGUGUAUGAUAAGUUAGUAAAAUAUUGUGGAGUACCUUUUUACACACAAGUAAAGUUUGAUGGUGAACAUUUUUUACUCCACCGUAAAAGUGGCGAGUAUCGUUUAAUUUCUCGAAAUCAGCUUGAUCAUUCGGAAAAAAUCGGACCACUUUUGUUUCAUCGCAUAGAUCCUUAUUUUGACCCAUCUGUGGAAAGCUGUGUAUUCGACGGUGAACUUCUACUGUGGGAUGUUUUUGAUAAUAAGCACGUUGGAAAAGGUCGCCGUGCCUCAGAUGGUCGGGCUUACGAUGUAAAGAAUUUGCGCGAAGAUGGGAGCUGUAUUCCAUGCAUGGCCGUGUUUGAUAUUAUUUUUCUGAACGGGCGCUCACUUCUGGACGUACCGCUGAAUGAACGCCUAAAACUUCUAGAUACAGUGUUUCAAAAGCAGGAUAAAAGUGCUAUUUUUAUUGGGGAUUUUCAAAUUGUUAAUUCGAGGGAGGAAUUUGCGAAUUUUUUUGAAAUUGCUAUGCAGGCUCAUGAGGAGGGUGUUGUGGUUAAAAAAAUGGAUUCAUUGUACAGGAUUGGUGUUCGUUCAAUGGCGAACGGUUGUUUUAAGGUGAAGCCAUUUCACUUAGGUAGUGAAACAAUUGAUGUUGCUGUUGUGGGAGUUGAUCGUGCUGGCGAUGGUCACAUUCAAAGUUACACAGUAGCUGUUUUGCGAGAGGGUAAAUACUCUAUUGUUGGAAAAGUUGGUGCUGGCCUUGAUUACAAUACAAAGGAACACUUGCGGCUACGUUUGGAGAAGGAUCAAGGUUUGUUUAGAGGAGACUCUGUGCCAGAAUGGAUUCACAACGAUUACAGUAGCAAUGACCUCCCAACCGACUAUGUGCCUAAGAACAACCUUCAGGUCCUUGAGGUAGUAAAUAAAGCUAUUGGAGUUGUUGAUAAUAGGCUCCAUGCUCCAGUAAUAAAAUUUUAUCGGGAUGAUAAACCGGUGACAGAUAUUGAUACUUAUGAAGCAUUCCAAGAGUUUGACGAGAUUUUAAGAGCCCAAAGUGUUGCUGCUGCUGGAAGUGCAGCUCCUUCAGAGCGUAAGAAGCCUGCGGCAGUACCGCAAGUGAUGGAUGAGUACAAAGUGGUUAAAAAAGCGAAAGUUGACGAAGUCGGUACAGGAUUCAAAGGAAUCCAGUUCUGCAUACUAAGAGGUUCUGGUGAUGUAACUAUACAGAAAUUGAGAGAUAUAGUUGAGUCUUUUGGUGGAACAUGCGUUGCUAAUCCAACCAAGAAAACGGAGUUUGUGAUUUCUGGCGAACUUCAUCACAUAAAAACGAAAGCCAUAGUGAGAUCAAAUAAACAUAACGUCAUUGAUUCUCUGUGGCUGCUGCAGUGCGAGAAAGCUUCAGAAGUAGUUCCGUUGAGGAAAGACUACGUAAUGCAUGUGGCAGAUGCUUCCUUAUUAACGAAGUUUGGCUUUUCUUCUGUGACAGAUGACGAUAAAAGUGAGGAAACUGGCUGUGCUGAAGAAAUGACAGAAUGA
This is a messenger RNA of Enterobius vermicularis (human pinworm), 2175 nucleotides long. Lineage: Eukaryota; Metazoa; Nematoda; Chromadorea; Rhabditida; Oxyuridae. The record is from the annotation of a GenBank genome assembly.